This is a messenger RNA of Anolis sagrei ordinatus, 2293 nucleotides long. It is a transcript of the gene ANGPTL7, whose product is annotated as angiopoietin like 7. The record is from RefSeq and is a predicted model, not a curated record. NCBI's taxonomy places the organism in Eukaryota, Metazoa, Chordata, Lepidosauria, Squamata, Anolidae.
GGUAUUUAAGAUGCUGGGGAUCUUAAACACAAGACACACACCGAGAGCUGCAGAAAGAAGUUCACGUGAAGGUCCACUUUGCUCAGAUUCGGCAUCCGCUCUCCUUGCAGAAACUUGAGUCUAACAAUCAAGGAGAAGAGACAGGAAGUGCCCAAACGAAGAUGCCAAGUGCCUCGAGUCUCCAACUCGCAUGGUUCUGCGCCUUGACCGUCUGUUUGGCCAUCUCCCCAGCCUGGCUGCAGAAACCCCCCAAGAGGAAGGUGGUCAACGGGAACCCCAAAGCCGCCGCCUGUUGCGAGGAGCUGAAGGAGAUGAAGGUCCAGGUGGCCAACCUCUCGGCAUGGAUCGAGGAGAUGAGCAAGAAGCAGGAUGCCGAGCUGGGCAGUGCCCUCGUGCAGGUCAUCGAGCUGGAAGGCAGCCUCAAGCGCAUGGACCUGCGCCUCAAUGACGUGGAAGGGAAGUACUCCGAGAUGAACAACCAGCUGGGCAUCGUCCAGCUCCAGGCGGCACAGACUGUCACCCAAACGUCCGCAGAUGCUGUGUACGACUGCUCAUCCCUUUACCAGAGGAAUUACAGAACCUCAGGGGUAUACAGACUCCUUCCAGAUGAAUUCCUGGGGACCCCAGAACUACAGGUCUACUGCGACAUGGAGACGGAGGGCGGAGGAUGGACCAUCAUCCAGAGGCGUAAAGUGGGCCUGAUCUCCUUCAGCCGAGACUGGAAGCAGUACAAGCAAGGCUUUGGCAGCAUCCAGGGUGACUUCUGGCUAGGAAACGAGCACAUCCACCGGCUCACCAUGCGCCCAACCAUGCUGAGAGUGGAACUGGAGGACUGGAAUGGCAACACCCGUUACGCCCAGUACAGCCAGUUUGUGAUGAGCAAUGAGCUGAACAGCUACCGCCUGUUCCUGGCCAAUUUCAGUGGCAAUGUGCCCCAUGACUCCAUGCGGUACCACAACAACACAGCCUUCAGCACCAAGGACAAGGACAACGACAAGUGUGUGGAUCACUGCGCACAAUUACGCAAGGGAGGCUACUGGUACAACUGCUGUACAGACUCCAACCUGAACGGCGUUUACUACCGCAACGGCGAACACAACAAGAGCACAGACGGCAUCACUUGGUACGGCUGGUACGGCAAAACCUACUCCCUGAAGAGGGUCGAGAUGAAGAUCCGGCCCACAGACUUCAAAGCCCAGGGCGACACCAACAAAGUUGAGUAAGGAGGCAACGAGGAGACCUCUUCGUGAGGGGACUGAUGGCGGAAGGGGAUGGGCAGGCAAACGCACUCUUACUUAGUAGCAAAACCACAACGGCGGAUGCAAAAAGGAUGGAUGGACGCAAGGUAUGGCACCCACAUACAUAACUAAUGACACAGGCCUCACACCUUUCUCAACGCUCAAGCAAAACCAUCUAUACCAGGGGUUUCCAACCUUUUUUUAACCAGGGACCACUUUGACCAGGGACCACUCUCCAACAUUAGUACCAAAAGGGUCAGCUUUGGGCCAACUUCAGAUUCAGUUUGGUUAUUUGGGGUGAUGAUUCAGAAAAUUCUAUUGGAUAGACAGCAUCAGCUGAUUCAGAAAAUUGCACUGGAUAGACAACAUCAGCUGAUUCAGAAAAUUGCAUUAGAUAGACAACAUCAGCUGAUUCAGAAAAUUUCAUUGGGUAGACCACAUCAGCUGAUUCAGAAAAUUGCAUUGGACAGACCACAUCAGCUGAAUCGGAAAAUUGCAUUGGAUAGACUACAUCAGCUGAUUCGGAAAAUUCCACUGGAUAGACCACAUCAGCUGAUUCAGAAAAUUCCACUGGAUAGAUCACAUCAGCUGAUUCAGAAAAUUGCAUUGAAUAGACCACAUCAGCUCUAGUGUUUGGUGUAAGUGAAACGACAUCCAGAAUAACACAUGACAAAGACUGCUAUACACCACAAUGCAUUUUGUGUCUAGAUGAAGUCACUGCGGACUCCUCUCGCAGCCCAAUUCCCCGCUUAACUGUGUUGCCAGAGUGGGUCCAUAGUUAAUAUAUCUAUUUUUAUUCACUUUUUAAAAAAUUGCAAGAGAGAGUUAGCUUAAUUUAAAGUUGCUGUCUUGUCGCCGGAGAUGCCAGUUGUAUAUAUGUUGACUAGACAAAAAGUGGGAUAUUUCGCCAGGAGGGUCUUCUUUGUUACGGAAGCCUUUUGUUUGGGAUGUGUGCAUGCUGUAAAUUAAAAGAGCGCUCUGUACAAAUUGUGCCUCGUUUGUGUUGUGAAACCGUUCUCCCGACCCCAUUCUAUAAUAAACUCUUUUGUUUUUAA